AUGAGAGGCAUCAUCUGGAACUUACGCGGAUUCGGCCAACUUGACAAGAGGCGUCAACUGGCUGAAGCCGUGCAAUCGGAGAAGUUGGAGUUCAUAGGCAUCCAAGAAACCAUUAAAAGCUCCUUCUCCAACGGGGAGCUCUGUAGUGUAGGGGGAGAUGCAUUUAGGUGGUCAUGGCUGCCAGCACAAGGGCAUUCUGGUGGUAUCCUCCUCGGCCUCAAGAUCAACAAGUUCGACAGUUUUUGGAUCAUAGCCGGACAACACUUUGUCAGCACGGAGCUGAUGCAGAAGAAUAACCGGUUCCAGUGGGAACUCAUAAUAGUUUAUGGUCCGGCUGACCAUAACAAGUCCGUCGAUUCUUGGUGGAAAUUCACAAAAGAUUGUCCAGGGCAGUGCAUCCCGUUGUCGUCGGAGGUGACUUCAACCUGA
This is a messenger RNA of Aegilops tauschii subsp. strangulata, 429 nucleotides long. RefSeq lists its product as uncharacterized. NCBI's taxonomy places the organism in Eukaryota, Viridiplantae, Streptophyta, Magnoliopsida, Poales, Poaceae. The record is from RefSeq and is a predicted model, not a curated record.